AUGGCGUACAACCACGUCCCUCCCAUUACCUUACCUCCCCACGUCGCCAACAUUGUCGCAGCUUCUGUGGUGCGUAGACUAACCAUUGCCGAGUGGCCUACGAUCUUCCACAAUGCUGACUUGUUCGGGCAACCGAUAAACCCGUACCGGAUCCCACCGCUGACGGCAGGGUUGUGGCGGGUUGAUAAUACCCACAACUUUGACCAAAAUGAAUGGAACCAAGGUGAAAGCAGCAUACAACAAGACAUUGGAGCGCUGGAUGUAAUCUUCCACUGCAGAUUGGCCCGCGGCGUGCUUCGCUUCGAGGCUGAGACUCAUGAGCUUAACAUGGAUCCUGAAUACGAUGGGCCUCUUUACGCCUUAAGGAGGUACACCGUCCGAAAUCAUCAACCCGAGCUUCAAAUUGUGCCACCAACCAUUGCCUUUGCGCAAUAUUGGUUUGAAUUUCUUUGA
Brassica napus (rape) is the source of this 453-nucleotide messenger RNA. RefSeq lists its product as uncharacterized. NCBI's taxonomy places the organism in Eukaryota, Viridiplantae, Streptophyta, Magnoliopsida, Brassicales, Brassicaceae. The record is from RefSeq and is a predicted model, not a curated record. The transcript has a single exon. Bases 1 to 453 code for a protein of 150 amino acids.